Molecule: messenger RNA, 1425 nt
Organism: Lolium rigidum
Lineage: Eukaryota; Viridiplantae; Streptophyta; Magnoliopsida; Poales; Poaceae
Product: mannan endo-1,4-beta-mannosidase 3-like
Exons: 3
Coding region: 1-1425 (474 amino acids)
Molecular function (GO): hydrolase activity, hydrolyzing O-glycosyl compounds
Source: RefSeq, a predicted model, not a curated record
AUGAAGACGCAAGCGCUGGCUGCCACGAUCAGCCUUCUCCUCGUUAUUUCCUUCCUCCUCGCCGUGCCGUGGCAUGGCUUUGUCACCGCCGCGGCCGGCCAGGCCGGCGAAGACGGCAUGGUGCGGGUGGACGGCACGCGGUUCGUGGUGGGCGACGGUGACCGGACGGUUUACCUGAGCGGGUUCAACGCGUACUGGCUCAUGCAGAUGGCGUCGGACCCGUCGCAGAGGGGCAAGGUGGUGGCGGCGUUCCGGCAGGCGGCGGCGCACGGCCUCAACCUGGCGCGGACAUGGGCCUUCAGCGACGGCGGCGACCGGCCCCUGCAGUCGUCGCCGGGCGUCUACCACGAGGACAUGUUCCAGGGGCUGGACUUCGUCGUCGCCGAGGCGAGGCGGCACGGGAUCUACCUCCUCCUCUGCCUCACCAACAACUUCGACGACUUCGGCGGUAAGCGCCAGUACGUCCAGUGGGCGAGGGAGGACGUCGCCGGAGCCGGCGCCGGCGCCGGCCACAACCUCACCUCGGCCGACGACUUCUUCAACUCCACCCUCGUCAAGUCCUACUACAAGAACCACGUCAAGACGGUGCUGACGAGGGUGAACACGGUGACCGGAGUGGCCUACAGGGACGACCCGGCCAUCUUCGGGUGGGAGCUGAUGAACGAGCCGCGGUGCAACACCGAGCCCACCGGCGCCCUGGUCCAGUCAUGGGUUGAAGAGAUGUCUCCCUACCUCAAAACCAUCGACGGCAACCACCUGGUCACCGCGGGGCUGGAGGGCUUCUACGGCGACGGCGCGCACGAGAGCAAAGAGCUGAACCCGUGGAGCAUCUACUACGGCACCAACUUCAUCGCCACGCACCGGGUGCCCGGGAUCGACUUCGCCACCAUCCACCUCUACCCGGACGUCUGGCUCUGGGGUACCACCGCCGACGAGCAGGCCGCCUUCUUCCGCAACUGGACGGCGUCCCAUGUACAAGACACCGAGCAGCACCUCCGCAUGCCGCUGCUCGUCACCGAGUACGGAAAGUUCAUUUGGGAGGAUCAGGAGGGCGGCGAGAACGCGACGACGAGGAGGGACCGGUUCCUUGGCACGGUGCUCGACGCGAUCUACGAGUCGGCGUCGGAGGGCGGGCCGCUCGUCGGCGGCGCGUUCUGGCAGCUCCUGCUUGAUGGUGACGGCAUGGACGCGCUCAAGGAUGGGUACCAGAUCGUGCUCCCGGAGGAUGAACGUGCCGCGAGUAUUAUCAGUGAGCACUCCGAGAAGAUGGCGGAGCUCAGCGAGCAUGACGCGGUGGAGGCUCGUGGUCGCCGGGGGAGGAGCGAGCCGAGGAAGAUCGGCGGUUUCGGCACCAGCUGCGUGAUAUUCUUGGUUCGUUUUGGCUCUUUGUUUAGAUCAGUUUCUUCGUUGCUCGGUGCCGUGUAG